AUGCUUGCUCCAAGGACAGCGGAGGCCUGCUCUGGCUCGUCCGGCGAUGAUCCCUUUGUGGAGCCUUUUCACUUUGCAGCAAAAGAAUCUGGAGUGGCAGGUUCUAAUGUUUCAUAUACUACAAUAUCCAUAUCUCAGAAGAGGAGACUUCACAGUAUCAAGUGCGGACCAUCUAAUUCAUUUACAUGUUUUAAUGGAGGUGAGUGUGCCUACAGAGAGCUGUGCAACUGCAGUCGAUUUAAUGCAACUGGACCAAGAUGCCAGACAGUGUAUAAUACAGGUGCUGAAAGAGAUCAUAUAUGCAGAACAUGGGGUCAAUAUAAUUUUGAAACUUUCGAUGGACUCUAUUAUUAUUUUUCUGGGAAAUCCACAUAUGCACUUGUGAGACAUACUGAAUUAGAUGAACAGAGUUUUUCCAUACAGGUGAAUAAUGAUCCUGAAUGCCAUUCUUCUCCGUACUCCUGCAAAAGGUCCAUUAGUUUGUUCUUUUCUGGAGGUGAACAGAUAAAGAUGAGCAGUGAAGUCACCUAUAAAGGAUUUGGAGUACAGUUACCUUAUAGUAUUGGAAACUUACACAUCCAGAAACUAGCUGGAUACUUCCUAGUCAGACACCAGUAUGCCUUUACUCUGGCUUGGGAUGGUACGUCUGCAGUAUAUAUCAAAAUGGCACCAGAGUACCUGGGCAAAACACAUGGACUGUGUGGAAACAAUAAUGCUAUCCUGCAGGAUGAUCUUGAAACUAGUUAUGGAAAACUGACAGAUGAUGUGACAGAAUUCGUAGAGAGUUGGCAGGAAAAUCCACCACAAGGAGCAUCCCAUUGGGAUAAAUCUCUUCUCAGUGAACCGCCCUGCCUGACACAAAGCCAUGAAUCUCUACAGAGGGCAUAUACUCUGUGUAAUAUCCUGUUACAUCCCCCGUUUGAACAAUGUCACGAGUAUGUGAGUCCUCUUCCUUUUAUGGCAAGCUGCACCAAUGAUCUUUGCAUGUCAGCAGUUGAUAAUGCAACUUGGUGUCGAGCGUUAACUGAAUAUGCCAGAGCAUGUGCCCAAGCAGGAAAGCCGCUUCAUGGAUGGCGAAUGCACUUUGAACAGUGUGUGAUUACCUGUGCUGAACCCUUGACCUACAAUGAAUGUAUCAACUGUUGCCCAAUUUCAUGUCAUCAGCAAUCACAGUGCAUUGGCAGCGAGCUUCCCUGCAUUGAUGGAUGCUACUGUCCAGAUGGCUUAAUUUAUGAAAACGAAUUGUGUGUCAAGCCUAUGGACUGUCCUUGUGACUACCAUGGAAAUUUCUUUGAAAUGGGUUCAGUGGUUUAUGAGGAAUGUAAUAACUGCACUUGCAUUGGAGGAAAGUGGAUUUGUACAAAUCUUACAUGUCCAGCGGAAUGCUCAGUUUCAGGAGACAUUCAUUUCAUGACCUUUGAUGGGCGCAAGUACACUUUCCAAGCUACCUGCCAAUAUAUUCUAGCAAAAAGCCGUACCUCUGGAGCAUUUACCAUAUCCUUGCAAAGUGCUCCUUGUGGACAGAACCAGGAUGGAUCAUGUAUCCAGUCAAUCAGCCUUAUUCUUAAACAGGACCCCAAGAGGCAAGUGACUCUGACUCAUUCAGGAGAUGUUUUGGUAUAUGACCAAUACAAAAUUAACCUGCCUUAUGCAGAUGAGUUAUUUGAAAUACGGAAACUCUCCUCUGUAUUUCUUCAAGUAAAGACACAUGUUGGAUUACAGAUACUGUAUGACAGAGAAGGACUGAGGCUUUAUCUUCAAGCUGAUGGACGGUGGAAAGAUGAUACUGUGGGCCUUUGUGGAACCUUCAAUGGAAACAUGGAGGAUGAUUUUUUAUCUCCAGUUGGAGUAACUGAAAGCACUCCAGAGCUGUUUGGAAGCACAUGGAAGACUUCAUCAGCAUGCAUUCUUGUGCAUGAUAGUUCGCAAAUGGAUCCGUGUGAUAUUCAUCUGCAGGCAGCCUCUUAUGCAGCGGAAGCUUGUAGCAUCCUUAUGAAAGAGCUUUUUGCUCCAUGCUACCCCUAUUUGAGUCCCAUUCCCUAUUUUGAGCAGUGCAGAAGAGACACUUGCAAAUGUGGACAGAUUUGUUUUUGCUCUGCUCUGGCUCAUUAUGCUCAUCAUUGCCGAAGAUUUGGAGUUGUAAUAGAUUUCAGAGGAGGUGUCCCAGACUGCGCUCUUUCAUGUGAAGAUACAAAGGAGUACAGUACUUGUGUAUCUACCUGUGGCAGAACCUGCCAAGCACUGUCUGUGCCAGAGACAUGCAGCAGUGAUUGUGUUGAAGGCUGUGCUUGUCCUUCUGGAAUGUAUUUGAAUUCCAAGACCGAGCGAUGUGUACAGAGAAAUGAAUGCCCUUGUUAUUUUCAAGGAAUUGACUAUCCCCCUGGAGAAAAUGUUAUGACAUCUUUAGGCAAAUGCCACUGCAGGGAUGGAGUAAUGAAUUGUGAUAACAACGUAAUAGCACACGGCUGCCCUGUUGGACAGAUUUAUAUUAACUGCAGUAAUCCACAAGUUGAUCCUGAGCUCAGCAGAGAGAGAACUUGCGAGAAUCAUCUGCUAAACCUCACUUUCUCAGCACACCUUCCAUGUGUUUCAGGUUGUGUCUGCCCACCAGCACUUGUUAAACAUGGGGAUAUGUGCUUGGACGCAGAUGAAUGUCCAUGUUCAUGGAAAGGAAAGGAGUACUUUCCAGGUGACAAAGUCAUUUCUUCCUGUCAUACAUGCAUUUGCCAGCAUGGAUCAUUUCAGUGCACCUUCCAUCCUUGCCCAUCAAUGUGUACUGCGUAUGGGGAUCGGCAUUACAGAACAUUUGAUGGACUAACAUAUGACUUUGUUGGAACUUGUAAGACUUACCUAGUUAAGGAUACUUCUUCAACCAGUUUUUCUGUUAUUAUAGAGAAUAUUAACUGCUUUAAUACUGGAAUCAUUUGCAGAAAAAACAUGUUCAUUACUUUUGGAAAAUCUUUUUUAAUAUUUGAUGAUGAAACUGGAAAUCCUAGCUUAUCUAGUUACAUAGCUGAAGAACAGAAAAUACAGUUAUGGAAAGCUGGAUUUUUCACUGUUGUUCAUUUUCCUAAUGAGCAUAUCACCAUUCUUUGGGAUCAGAGAACAACAGUUCAUGUACAGAUGGGUCAUCAGUGGCAGGAUAAAUUGACUGGAUUAUGUGGAAAUUUUGAUUUGAAGACAGUAAAUGAAUUGAGGACUCCAGAUAACUUAGAAUUAACAAACUCACAAGAGUUUGGAAACAGCUGGACAGCUGUAGAGUGUGUUGACAGCUCUGACAUUCGAAAUCCAUGCAGUUUGAAUCCCCUUAGAGAGCCAUUUGCCAAGAAGGAAUGUGGAAUACUCUUAAGUGAAGCAUUUGAAGCUUGCCAUCCAGUGAUUGACGUCACCUGGUUUUACUCAAACUGCUUGACAGAUACAUGUGGUUGUAGCCAAGGAGGUGACUGUGAGUGUUUCUGUACAAGUAUAUCAGCAUAUGCCCAUCAGUGCUGCCAGCAUGGAGUUGCUGUAGACUGGAGGUCCCCUAGAGUGUGUCCUUAUGAUUGUGAAUAUUUCAACAAAGCUCUGGGAAAGGGCCCGUACAAACUGGUCAGCUAUUUGGAUGGAGAAUUUGUGAUGGCAGUGAAACUGGUGGAUGGUGUUGUUUUCACAGAGAGAGAAGAAGAUAUUGUUCCUGGAUACGCAGUGAGCUUUAUGCUGACUUCAGGACUGUAUAAACCCAAAGCACAUGAUUCCAAUUUGAUUUCAUUUGAAACAGCUGAGAGACCAAACUAUUUUCUUCAGUUGGCCUCCAAUAAUACUCUUGUUCUUUCUAAAUGGGAAAAAAGAGAAGCAUUUCACAACAGAUCUACGUUUGUUAUUCACAAGAAUACAUGGCUUUCAGGAUACAGUUCCUUUGAGUCAUUUGCAAAACCAGGAUACUUCAUCCACGUUUCAGCCUCUUCAGUUGAGCUUUUGAGGUACCAUCACUCAGAGGAGUUCAGACUGUCAACUCUUUUUAAACUUGUAG
This is a messenger RNA of Pterocles gutturalis (yellow-throated sandgrouse), 4009 nucleotides long. RefSeq names its product otogelin-like. Lineage: Eukaryota; Metazoa; Chordata; Aves; Pterocliformes; Pteroclidae. Gene Ontology annotation, molecular function: alpha-L-arabinofuranosidase activity; protein binding. Gene Ontology annotation, cellular component: extracellular matrix. Gene Ontology annotation, biological process: L-arabinose metabolic process. The record is from RefSeq and is a predicted model, not a curated record. The annotation marks the transcript as partial. The transcript has 31 exons.